Molecule: messenger RNA, 744 nt
Organism: Aspergillus bombycis
Lineage: Eukaryota; Fungi; Ascomycota; Eurotiomycetes; Eurotiales; Aspergillaceae
Product: uracil phosphoribosyltransferase
Exons: 4
Coding region: 1-744 (247 amino acids)
Source: RefSeq, a predicted model, not a curated record
AUGGCUGAUGAACGAUUGGAAGCAAACCCUUCUCCUGCCCAAGGAGUUGGCCCAAUUUACAGACCCGAUGGUGAGAAGCCAACAGCAACAGUGUCGAAAGACAUAGAUUAUGAAAAUGUCCAUGUUUUGCCUCAAACACCCCAGUUGAUCGCUCUUCUCACUAUGAUCAGAGAUAAGAGAACUGGGCGUGCCGAUUUUAUUUUCUAUUCCAAUAGAAUCAUCCGUUUGUUGGUGGAAGAAGGUUUAAACCACCUUCCAGUGGUUGAGCAAGCGGUGACAACUCCUGUGGGCCGUACCUAUCUCGGUGUCAAGUUCGAAGGUAAAAUAUGCGGCGUAUCCAUCAUGAGAGCGGGCGAGGCAAUGGAGCAGGGCUUGAGAGAUUGCUGUCGAUCAGUUCGCAUUGGGAAAAUACUUAUACAAAGAGAUGAAGAAACAUGCAAGCCGAAGCUUUUCUACGAGAAGCUCCCUGCUGAUAUCUCCAGUCGUUGGGUUUUACUCCUUGAUCCAAUGUUCGCAACUGGGGGUUCAGCGACGCUCGCUGUCGAAAUUCUCAAGGCAAAGGGUGUACCGGAGGACCGUAUUCUGUUCCUCAACCUUAUCGCAAGCCCUUCAGGAGUCGCAGACUUUGCGGAACGCUUCCCUAAGCUCAGGGUUGUGACUGCUUUUAUAGACCAAGGUUUGGAUGAGAAAAAGUACAUUAUCCCAGGACUUGGUGAUUUUGGUGAUCGAUACUAUACGCUGUGA